Messenger RNA from Oryctolagus cuniculus (rabbit), 6778 nucleotides. RefSeq names its product zinc finger and SCAN domain-containing protein 30. Gene Ontology annotation, biological process: regulation of transcription by RNA polymerase II. The record is from RefSeq and is a predicted model, not a curated record. Gene Ontology annotation, molecular function: DNA-binding transcription factor activity, RNA polymerase II-specific; RNA polymerase II cis-regulatory region sequence-specific DNA binding. NCBI's taxonomy places the organism in Eukaryota, Metazoa, Chordata, Mammalia, Lagomorpha, Leporidae.
GGGAGGGGAGGCCGCGGGGUAUUAACCCCUUAGCACCCGCUGAGCUGCUCCCAGCAGAGCCUUAGCGAGGGACCUGCUCGCAGCCGGUUCUUGAGGUGAAUGUGGGAAUCUUUCAGGAAAGCGCUCUGCGGCACGGCUUCCAUCAACCGUGCUUACUAAGUGGGCAGUAAGAUCUCGCCUACCUCCCGGGGAGACUCGCGGCAUGCACCCGCCACAGAGUUCCAGUCCUCCGAGUUUCCUAGAGGUGCACGCUGUGACCACCCUUCCACUUCCGGUAUUCCAGCGGAAGUGAUCCUUCCCUGAGGUCUGCCGCGGUUGGCUGAGCGAAGGCUGGUCCUCCAAAAUCUGUAACCUGAGCACUGUGCACCUGAGGCACUCUGAAGAGUUGGAAUUGUGAAGGAAUCCUCGAGACACCAACCUCCAUCUCCUGCCUGCCUCAUCUGGGCAACCUUUCCAGACGGUCUCUGCCCAGAAUGUCGGGAGAGGCCACACAGGUGGCCUGCCAUGCUCCCAAAGAACAAGAAGGACUUAGGGUUGUGAAGGUUGAAGAAGAGAAGUAUGUUUGGGAGCAAGACUUUGACGUUCAGGAAAAUGCCUGGAGCCAGGAGACCUUCCGUCAGCGGUUCAGGCGGUUUGGUUACUCUGACUCCGCAGGGCCCCGGGAGGCUCUGAGCAGGCUCCGGGAGCUGUGCUGUCAGUGGCUGAGGCCGGAGGUGCACUCCAAGGAGCAGAUCCUGGAGCUGCUGGUGCUGGAGCAGUUCCUGGCCAUCCUGCCUGAGGAGCUGCAGGCCUGGGUGCGAGCGCAUCAGCCAGCCAGUGGAGAGGAGGCCGUGACUGUGCUGGAGGAGCUGGAGAAAGAACUUGACGAGCCAAGGCAGCAGGACACAGCUUGUGGCCAGGAAAUCUGGAAGGAGAUGACAGCCGUGGGAGCAGUGAAGUCUCUGAGUAGCCCGCGGCAGGCCUCGGACCACCAGGGCAGGAGGGAGCCUCAGGAGCCUCAGGCUUUCCGACUGAAAGAUGAUGAGAUGGUGGCUGCCAAAGUGUUGAGAGCACAGCAAGAAACUGUCGAGUGUGUAGCAUCAACGGCUGUGACAUCCUUAGGACGACUUCCCGGGGCACCUCCUUCAGGACAGAUCAUGGCAGCAGCUUUGGACAGCUCCGACAAUCAAGGAGAUGCUGCAAGGAACAAGAUGAAUCCAUGCUCCUCCCAGGAAAGACAGUUCAGCCUGGCAGCUUUUCACCAGGAAAUCCCCACGGAACAGAGUAUCCUUGAUUGUAAUGAAAGUGAAGGAAGUCUCAGUCUGAGCUCAAAUAUUAUACGACAGAGAAUUCACACUGGGGAAAAGCUCUAUGCAUGCCUUGACUGUGGGAAAGCCUUUUGCCAGAGCUCAAAGCUGAUUAGACAUCAGCGAAUUCAUACUGGAGAGAGACCUUAUGCAUGUAAAGAAUGUGGCAAAGCCUUCAGUUUGAGCUCAGAUCUUGUUAGACAUCAAAGAAUUCAUAGUGGUGAAAAACCCUAUGAAUGUUGUGAAUGUGGAAGAGCGUUCAGGGGCAGCUCGGAGCUCAUUAGGCAUCGGAGAAUUCACACUGGAGAGAAACCUUAUGAAUGUGGUGAAUGUGGAAAAGCUUUCAGCCGGAGCUCAGCCCUUAUUCAGCAUAAGAAGAUUCACACUGGAGAUAAAGGCUAUGAAUGUUUUGAAUGUGGUAAGGCUUUUGGUAGGAGCUCUAUCCUUAUUGAACACCAACGAAUUCACACUGGAGAAAAACCUUAUGAAUGUAAUGAAUGUGGAAAAUCCUUCAAUCAGAGCUCAGCCCUUACUCAGCACCAGAGAAUCCACACCGGGGAGAAGCCUUAUGAAUGCAGUGAAUGUAGGAAAACAUUUAGGCACAGGUCAGGCCUUAUGCAGCAUCAGAGGACACACACCAGGGUGUAAGUCUGUGGGUAAGAGUUGUAGCAUUGUGAAAUGCAGAGUUCUGGUGAGGGUGAGACUUCACAGAAGAUAAAAUUUUCCUGAGAGCAGGAUUUUUGUCUUUCUAGCCCAGUUCAGUACUGUAAAAGGAGACAUACAAAAGGAUACUUAUUGUGAUAGUUGAAUGGAAGAAAAAACUUUAAGAUUUACUUUAUUUGAAAGGCAGAGUGACAGAGGGAGAGACAGAGGGAGGGAGAAUACGAGAGCUUUUUUACACUGGUUUACUCCCCAAAAGGCUGGGCCAGGCUGAAGCCAGGAGCCUGGAACUCUAUCCUGGUCUCCCGUGAGCGGCAGGGGCCAUCUUCCACUGCCUUCCAAGUGUGUGAACAGGGAGCUGGAUUGGAAGUAGAGCAGCUGGGACUUGGACUGGUGCUCUGAUGUGGGAUGUUAGUGUCACAAGUGGCAGCUUAACCUGCUGUACUGUAACACUGGCCUCAAAUGGAGGAAAAUGUCUACCCAGGUCUUGCAUAAAAGAAUUGUAGGUAUUUCCUAGAAAUGUUCAACCUGUUUCUGGAUAAGAACUCUUAUCACUGUCCCCUCUACCCAAUUCCCAACCCAAACCUAACUUCCAUCGAGCACCUUCAUAGUAAGUCCAGGAUUGGGGCAGAGAUCCCGAGAGAGCUCUCUGUAAUAGGAGCCCUGCCAGCUACGGACAUUGGAUAGAGUUAUGCAGCCAUCUAAAAUGUUGAAUUGUCAGGUUGUGAAAUGUUGAAUUCUGCCUCACAGCAGCUUAAUAUAUGUGGCAACUUAAUAAUACAAGGGGUGGUGAUUCAUUGUGCUUGCUUGAGCUACCUACCUACUGAGAUUAACUCAGGUCUUUCUAUUUAUUGAGCACCUGAUAUGUGUGAGCCAUUUGACAGACACAGUAACUGCUGUCCCAAAGUUAAGGGCUAAUGGGAGAUACAUAUCCACUAAACAGGUAAUUACAGUAAAGUGUGAUAUGUGGUUUUUGGGUAGGAUAAAUUCUGUUGAAGUACAGGGCAGGGGUACCUAAUCUGGUCUAUCAGUCACUAAAGACUUCCUGGGUGUGAUGACAUCUCACUUGAUAACUAAAAGGUGGAAGUUAGCCAGCUAAAGAGCAGGGGAGAAGAGGCAGGGAUUAUAGCACACACAACAGCAUGGAGGUGAGAGAGGAUCUGGAGACAUCUCUUCAUCCGGACUCCUCUCCAGCAGGAAUCAGUUAUUAGAUGCUGGCUCAGAGGCCAGGACUUGUGUUGGCUUCUCUUCCUACUUACAAGCACUGAAUUGGGUACCUUAUCCCAGACCCUGAGUGACCUAUAAAAUCUUGAGAUACUCCGAAUUCAUAUGGAGAAAGACAGUUCAAGUGUAUACCAAGAAAAAAAAAAUACAUGUUGGAGGAUAGAGGGGCAGUGGGGACUGGAGUGUUUGUGUCCCAUGGUCCUGUGGCCCAGGAAAUGGGAAGCUUACAGAAACAGUGACAAGGAGGUAUGCCUUCCAGGCCCCACCAUUCCCCAUUCAUGGCCCCUCACUUUCCCAGGCUUGAGACCCUAAGCAACUUCAGGGAAAUAAAUACUGGUUGGGUUACCCCCUCAGAUUCCUCAAAACUCUACUUUUCUCCUAAUUUUUAUUUUGGCAGUUUUAAUUAACCCACAAUUGCUGACGACAAUUAAUACCUAUGAAAAAGUAUCAUUUCUGAAGACUUGGUGAUCAUACCUAUUGUGAGUAAAUGGGGAAGUGAAAUGGGGAGGGAAAGUCUUUGUGUCCAAAGGGUGUAUAGUUCUUGCUGGGUGAGAUCAAUCAGAUCAAUCACCUUUUGUCCUAUAGGUGACAGAUUAAUGUUUUACAUAUCAUUUUUCUCCUGAUUGUGAAUUAACUGUAAAUGUUGAUAAUGCAUAAAGUAUAAAUCACCUACAAUUCCAUUACCAGUAGAAAUGUUAGUAUUUUAGAGUACUUUAUUAGUGUUCCUUUUUUCCCCCAACUCUAAAAUUUUUGGUAAAAUUCUUUAGUCAGUAAUUUUUGGUAACUAGUUUUAACAUUUAUACUUUAACCGCUUAGUAGUAGAAUGUAAUACAAGAUUUACUGUAAUAAAAUUUGAGUUUUAAAGUUUUUCUUUAAAAUUAUUCACUCAAGAACAGGGAAUAUAACAAAGAUAAGUGAGGGGUGGGAAAGGGACUGUGGGAAGAAGUCAAGGAAUUGAUGUUCAGUUUCUAUUCCCUGGGCCAGAAAGUGUCAGGAAACUGACAGCCAGUCUCUAGGGCUGUAAGUCACUGAGCAAAGUCACAAAAUCAUGGUGGCCUCUGGGGUUGAGUUGUGGAAAAACCAUGGGAAUGUGCAACACAGGGCCCAUAUCCCCUGGAAUUGGGACUCUGCCCUGCUUUCAGUAGUGGUGGUGGGGGUGGGGGUGGGGGUGAGGGUCAUAUGUACGUUUGGAAACCUCAGCACUAACUGCUGAAAAGGAGCAAAGGCUCCUCUCCCUUAGUUGGUUCUUAAUAGAAAUGUGAGCUUGGCAAGACCAUCAUCAGAUUUGCUUUAAAUUUCCAAUCCUGUUAGUGGUAGCUGCAGGCCAUGGAAAUGAGGAGAGGCACUUUGCCUAAAAUGCACAUUAUCUUUUUAAAUCUGCGUUAAGAUCUGGUUAAGGUAGAUAGUGUUACCCUUUGGAAUGGUGCUAUACCCAGAGAAACAAGACAGCCCUGAGCAGAAGGGAAAGGCACAGAUUAUUUUUCUCCCAGGUAAGGGUAGUAAAGAAAAAAACAAUUUCCUCGACAUACACCUUGUAUCAGCUCUGAUGGGAACUGAUCAUUUACUUCAGCUCCUUUAAAGUGAAGUCUGGAAGUGACUUGCUUACAGCUGCAGAAUUCAUGGAAAAGAACUAAGUCAUAAGUCAUGACUUCAAAGUUAUUGCCAUUCUAAACCAUAAGCCUACAGAACAACUUCUCUUUGCUCAGGGAUUUGUAAUUUAUAGGCAACCUUUUCUGUAUCAUGUGUGCAAUCACAAUUAAGUUAGCUAAUGACUUGAGACCUGGGAGGCACAGGGAUGGUAAACAGGUGCUUUGCCUAGUAUUUUCUCAGCUAUCCUGGACUUUCACUCACUUUUUCCUCUGAGUGUUUUAUAAAUAUAGCAGAAAAAUUUGGUAAAUACUGAAAAGCACAAGAAAUUGCCUGUAACUUCACACCAAGAUAACCAAUAUAGCGCCUUGAGAUAAUAAUUUCCAGUAUUUUUAAUGUAUAAGUAUAUAAUUUACAUGUGAUAUUAUACAGUGUUUUAAUGUAUUUAGCAAUAUACCAUGACUACUUCAUUUGAUAUUAAUUAACAUCAGUUUUAACAGCUUUUAAGACUGUACAUUCAUGAUGGUUUCUGAAGUAUACAUUUCUAGGUAGAUUUCAAAGUCAAAAGGCAAUGCUUAAGGCUUCUGGUAUUGACUGCCAGAGAUCAUACUGAUUCCCAUAAUCACCAGCAGCACUGAGUUCCUAUUUCCCUGAAUCUUUAAUGGUUUUAUACAGAAAAGUACCACCAGCUCACUCAAGUCUUGCUUUAACAUGAGGUUUAGCUACCUCACUGUCUACUGGUACUUAACCUUUUAUGACUUGCUAUUUAAAUACUAGAUUUUCUAUUUCUCACAGGGAGACAGUGUAGAGAAAUGGCUCUACAGGAAGGUUCUAGAUUCCUAUUGCCUGGGUUCAAAGCCUGACCUCACUGUCGCUUAUUAGCUAUAUGAUCUUUAGCCUUCAUGUCCUUAUUUGCAAAAUAUGGGCUUGACUGAGAAGGAAUACCUACAACAAAGCCCAAUCCAGCACCUAUUACAUUUCUCACUGAUAUAUGUAAGUGCUCUGUAUGGAUAUUUCUCUUGUGCAAUAUAUCAAUUCCUAACGUCCUACCUUUUUCAGUUUAGGUCAUUCUUUGUGGACAAGAAAGAAAAUAAGCUCUUACCAUGUAUUGUCACAUGUACCAUCUUUCCCAAAUGAUUUCACCUUCUUUUUUCAGUCUCCUCCAAAACUUGGGCAUUUAGCCCUCCUGCUUUGCAAAGGUUAGCACAUGCCUACCUAUGCAUGCCCCAAUAUGAGCAUUACUUUUCUUUGCUACUUUUAACCCUCAUGGAAAUUCCUUUUCUAUGCACAAGAUUCUAGAUUUUUAUUUAUUUAUUUAUUUUUUGGUAAGGUGUGUUAUUCCUCUAACCUAUUAGGUCUUUUGAAUGACAUCUUUCUGGGUAACUUGUAAAACUCCAUUGCGUACCACAUACCAGCCUACUGUUCUUCCUGGGUCCCUCAGAAGAGGGGAAGUCUUGAUGACCAUGACUGUUACUUUCUAUCAUUUCCCUUUGGCAUUGUCUUUCAUAAAGUUUGCAGAUGACAUUGUGAAAUACAGCUAACAAAGGCAAAACUAAACAUGUGCAAGGUGCCUGGACAGAAGUCACAGACCCAGCAACUGACACGUAUUUUCUUGAGCACCUGAACCCAAAGGAGUGUAUCAGGAACAGUGAGGAUACAGCCCCUGAAAAUAAAUGCUAUGGGAGCUGCUGACUCAGAUCCUUGGGGACUCAGAGGAAUUUAAUAGCUCUGUACUGUCAUUUCUGGGAGACAGAUAACAAUCUAUCAGACUAGACUCUUCAAGUCUAGGCUGGGCUCCCUCCCACCACUACAGGCAUGCAAGCUCUAGCUUAGCUUAUGUGCUGGAGAAUGAAACCACGUAUUAGCCCCUUCCCUUUGGUCACAUGGAUCAAAACAAAGCUCCCCAAUGUCCUGUGGUCUAAGCGCUGUAGGAUCUGUCUAUAAAUAGAUUUCUCCAUGGGUUAUUUUGCUAUAGGCACUAAUUAAGACUCUGGCUACACCUGUGCUCUUAGAACCAUGAG